AUGAAAUUCAUUUUAGCAGCACUUUUACUUUUACUUGCAUCAAUAAGUCGAUUAGUUGUUAUUCAUAAUGGGAAAAUUGGUCAAAAAGAAGUUGUUGUUUCAAUACCUAUUCAUGAAUGUUAUCGUCAUGUCACAAAUCUGUAUACGUAUCCUCGUUGGAUACCUUCCGUUUUAUCCAUAGAAAAUUUGACGAAAUCAUUCCAUCUUGCUAUUGGUGAAGAAUUUAUUAUGGUGGUUGAUUAUGGAUUUUUAGGUACUAUGUCUUAUGUUGCACAAAUAUUAUCUAUUGAGCCAAAUACCAGCUUCACCUUUAUCCUAGACGACUGGUUAGAGACAAGAUUUGAUUUUGCUUUCACCUCUAUUGACCAAGAAAAAUCCAGGAUGAAAUUAACCAUCAGCUCAAAUAAAAAUAACAUGUUUUAUAAACAUAUCAUCUUACCAAUUGCUCAUUUAUACUAUACCAAUUGGUUAACACAAUGUUUAUUACGUUUUCAAUUAGCAUAUUCUUAA
This is a messenger RNA of Schistosoma guineensis, 510 nucleotides long. The record is from the annotation of a GenBank genome assembly. NCBI's taxonomy places the organism in Eukaryota, Metazoa, Platyhelminthes, Trematoda, Strigeidida, Schistosomatidae.